Molecule: messenger RNA, 1843 nt
Organism: Podarcis muralis (Common wall lizard)
Lineage: Eukaryota; Metazoa; Chordata; Lepidosauria; Squamata; Lacertidae
Source: RefSeq, a predicted model, not a curated record
AUGAGCCCUUUCUGGGGAAUAGAAAGUGAAACAAAGAAUGCUUCGUAUAUAAGAAGCAACAAGUCCAGAUGCAGGAAGCACAGCAAGAUGGAUCAACAGCUGCCGACAAGAAGAGGUCCAUUAGUCAGAGGCAACAACCAUAGGUGGCAACUCGAACCAGAUGUGUUUUGGCGGAAUUACACCCCUAUAGGACGACCGGAGCGUACUCAUCUCCUGUAUGAAAUCCGGUGGGGACGAAGUCGCAGGUACUGGAGAAACUGGUGUACAAGCAACCGCACCCACCAUGCUGAAAUCAACUUUUUGGAAAAUGCCUGCGAGGAGAUAGACCGUCGGACAACCACCCCAUGCACUGUCACUUGGUUUCUAACAUGGAGUCCUUGUGGUAAAUGUAGUGGCCGUAUAAAGCAGUUCUUGCAGGAACACCCAAAUGUGACCCUGAAGAUAUGUGCUGCACAAUUAUACAAACAAAAUUACAGGUUCAAUCAGAAAGGCCUCAGGGACUUGGCUAAUUUUGGAGUCCGGAUAUACAUCAUGCAACUGGCUGAUUAUUUAUAUUGUUGGAUAACAUUUGUGGCUCACCAAAGGAAUGAAGACUACAUUCCGUCACUGUGGGAUUUCUUGCCUUCAAUAGAGUUUUAUUCCCAAGAACUGGACUCCAUCCUCAGGCCUUUCUGAGUUAUCCCAGGUGCUGUGGACCAUUACCUUCUGUCAUCAGAGGAUCUGUGAUCUCCUUAACAGCAGAAAGUUCUGAUGAUUCUUUGCCAAGCCUUAAAUAUCUGUAUAUUUCAUGGGCAAACUAGAUGCGAUAACAAAUACAUUUAUAAGGACAUUGAACAAUGAUGGGCCCAGGACAGCACCCCACUUGUCACUUUUUCCCAGGAUGACAAGGAAGCAUUAAUGAGCAGUCUUUGGGUUCGGCCAGCCAACCAGCUACAAAUCUACCUAACAGUUACCUCGUUCAACCCACGUUUUACAAACUGCCUCCCAAGAAUAUCAUGAGGGAUUUUGUCAAAGGCCUUACUGAAAUCAAGAUACACUAUGUCCACAGCAUUCCCCUGAUCCACCAUGCUUGUAACUCUGUCAGAAAAAGAUAUGAGCGUCGUCUGGCAUGACUUGUUUUUGAGAAACCCAUGCUGGGUCUUAGUAAUCACAGCAUCCUUUUCUAAGUGCUCACAGACCGACUGCUGAAUUAUCUUUUCUAGGACAUAUUCUGGUAUCGAUGUCAAGCUCAAAUUUGUGGAGGACAAGGCUUUCAUUGGCUGCUAGGCAAGAUGUCCUUGUUCCACCUCCUCUGUCAGAGGCAGUAUGCCUCUGAAUUGCAGUUGCUGGGAAUCACCAGUGGGGAGUGCCCUGUUGCUCUCAUGUUCUGCUUGCCUGAGUCCCAUCUGGUUGGCCACUGUGAGAACAGGAUGCCGGACUGGAUCGGCCUUUGGCCUGAUCCAGCACAGCUCUUCUAAUGUUCUCAUGAAGGUAACCUCUGAAAAUCACUGUUAGGCACAAUUAACUUCCCUUUCAAGGGUAAUAGCAACUGCAGGGUGUGGAAUGGGUUCUUCAGAUCACAGCAGGGCAGUAGGAUAAAACCUCCUCUACCUGCUUGCCUCCAGUAGUCCCUAUUAAAAUUGCCCCCAGGACUGCUAUUAAUUUUAAAAUGGACAUUGAUACGAUUUAAAAUAAUGUGUUUAGCAUCUCGUUUGUCUACUUGUGUCUUCAAAUGAUUGUUAUGCUUUUUAAUAAGUUAGGAAUUAUUUUUAUGAUGUAUGCACUUAAGUCCUGAUUUUUCUGUGUCAAGCAGUAAUGUUCCUCCAGUCAAACUUCUAAAUAUAAACUUUACUACUUUUCUUUA